Molecule: messenger RNA, 1566 nt
Organism: Chaetomium globosum CBS 148.51
Lineage: Eukaryota; Fungi; Ascomycota; Sordariomycetes; Sordariales; Chaetomiaceae
Exons: 4
Coding region: 1-1566 (521 amino acids)
Biological process (GO): transmembrane transport
Molecular function (GO): transmembrane transporter activity
Source: RefSeq, a predicted model, not a curated record
AUGGCCGACCCCGAAUCGUCCUCUUCCUCCUUCACGGCCAAGGAACCGGUCCUCACCUCCAACAGCCCCGACGUCGAGUCCCAACAAGGCCGCAACAGCCCGUCACACUGGUUCCUGGUCUGCCACCCGGACGGCGUCACCGAUGCGGUCCUGAACCACGCCUACCCGGGCCACGGCACGCCCGAGUCGCCCUACGUCGUCGACUUUCUCCCCCAGGACGGCAGCAACCCGAUGCAGUACUCGCGGACCAAGAAGUGGACCAUCACCCUGCUCCAGGCCCUGGCCACCCUGGCCGUGGCCUUUGUGAGCACCGCCUACUCGGGCGGCGUCUACGAGAUCAUCCGGUACUUUCACGUGUCGACCAUCGUGGCCAUCUUGGGCGUCUCGUUGUUUGUGCUCGGCUUCGCCAUCGGGCCGUUGCUGUGGGCGCCUCUUAGCGAGUUUCACGGGAGGCAGAUUGUUUUCUUUUUCACUUACUUUGGCCUGGCCGCCUUCAGCGCCGGCGCCGCGGGUGCUCAAAACAUCCACACCCUCAUCAUCCUGCGCUUCUUCGCCGGCGCGUUCGGCGCAUCGCCCCUGACGAACUCGGGCGGCGUCAUUGCGGAUAUGUUCAACGCCAAGGCGUUUUCGCCAUGGCCCCUUUCCUGGGCCCCACCAUCGGCCCCAUUGCCGGCGGCUUCCUCAUGGACCUCGCCCUCCGCGGCACCACCAAAUCCACAACAAAUCCGCACGACCCUCCUCCGCCCCUGGGCGCUCCUCUUCACCGAGCCCAUCGUCUUCCUCACCGCCAUCUACCUCGCCAUCGUCUACGGCACGCUGUACCUCCUCUUCGCGGCCUUCCCCAUCGUCUUCCAGCUCAACCGCGGCUGGAGCGCGGGCGUCGGCGGCCUGGCCUUCAUCGGCGUCGCCGUCGGCAUGCUCUUCGCCGUCGCCUACUCCAUGUUCGACAACCGCCGCUACGGCCGCGUGGCGGCGGCCUCCCCGGGCGGGCUGGCCCCCGCCGAGGCGCGCCUCCCGCCCGCCAUCAUCGGGUCGGUCCUGCUGCCGGUGGGGCUGUUCUGGUUCGCGUGGACGAACGGGCCCGAGGUGCACUGGGUGGUGCCCAUCACGGCGUCGGCCUUCUUCGCGGCGGGGCUGGUGAGCGUGUUUCUGAGCUUGCUGUCCUACAUGAUUGAUAGCUAUACGGUGUUUGCGGCCUCGGUGCUGGCGGCGAACUCGGUGCUGCGCUCGCUGUUUGGCGCCGCCUUCCCGCUGUUUACCACGUACAUGUAUCAGGAUCUGGGCAUCCACUGGGCGAGUACCGUGCCGGCGUUCCUGGCGCUCGCGUGCAUGCCGUUUCCGUGGCUGUUUUGGAAGUAUGGCGCGCGCAUUAGGAGUAGGUGUCGCUAUGCGGCCGAGGCGGCCGCCGUGCUGCAGAAGAUGAUGCAGGCUGCGAACGAGCAACAAGAGCGAGAGCAGCAGGGGCAGCAGGUGGUGGUGCCGGUGAAUGAGAGCCCGGCUGUGUUGAGCGAAGAUGAAGGGACUGUGGUUGGAGAUGGGGAGGAGGUGAAGGAGAAACGAAAGUAG